Aspergillus candidus is the source of this 529-nucleotide messenger RNA. RefSeq lists its product as uncharacterized. The record is from RefSeq and is a predicted model, not a curated record. The transcript has a single exon. Bases 107 to 424 code for a protein of 105 amino acids. Lineage: Eukaryota; Fungi; Ascomycota; Eurotiomycetes; Eurotiales; Aspergillaceae.
CCAACAAAGCGACCCCAUCCCAUAUCUCCCAGACUACAUCGCUUCAUCUGAACAACAACAACAGCAGCAGCAGCAGCAGCAACAGCAACAGCAACAACAAUUCCAAAUGGGUGCAUCCACGACCCACCCCUACAGCCCCGACUCCUACCCAAUCCAGCUCCCGAUCAUGAUCCAGCCGGAUACCCCCUCUAGCUCCUUUGGGCAAAGAUCAGGGGUAGAGUCAGUGGCAGAAUUAAAACCUGGGCAGCAAGACGAGCGCGGAAUAUACCCCAUCGUGCAAAAGGUAGCAGGGAUGUUUGGUGUCGAGGGGAGAGAGGAUACCGGGACGACGACGUUGCUGUUUAUGUUGGGGAAGAAGGCGUAUGUUUUGCUUCUUUCUCCUUUCCUUUCCUUUCCAUUCAUUAUGUUGAGACUGACGCUUUAAUUGAUAUGAAGGUAUAAAAGAGCGAAAGAAGCUAGGGCAGCGAAUGCGAGAAAUAAUGCUAUUACUGGCAGCAGCAGCAGCAGCAGCAGCAGCAGCACGAGCAAC